This is a messenger RNA of Manis javanica (Malayan pangolin), 3069 nucleotides long. The record is from RefSeq and is a predicted model, not a curated record. NCBI's taxonomy places the organism in Eukaryota, Metazoa, Chordata, Mammalia, Pholidota, Manidae.
CCUCGAGGGGGCGGGCGCACCUUCCGAGAGGCCUCAGCCGGCUUCCGGUCUGGGCCGGAAGUGGUGGUUACUAAGGCGACGUCAAGCGGCAGGCCCAGAGUUUCAUUGAAGUUCACAGGUUUACCUUCUGCGAUGCCAUCCCCCAAAGGAAGUCGAGCCCAGAAGAUGAGGCUGCCCAUUCUCACACAAAAGGGGGCCCUGGAGGUGCCAUCCCCAACGGAGAAGGACUGGUCUAAGGACGAUGAAAAGGAUUAUGUCUUCAAGGAUCCAGAUCAGGAGGUGGAUUCCUUGCCUCAGCCUUAUCGAAUGAUCAACAAGCUGGUGAACCUUCUGUUUGACAAGUCGUGGGAAAUUAUCGAGGAGAGGGACACCUCGAGGGAAGCUGAGCUCCGCCGGGUCCAGCCCACCAUGUACCCUCCAGUUAUAGAAAGCAAGCUCAACAAAAUGCCAAAUUGUAUGGCUAUUUCCCAAGACUAUGUAUUUAUUGGAGAAGCCAAAGGAUUCUCCAUCUAUAAUCUCUACGAUGCCAAACGGAUAUAUGUUUGGGAGAAACUUAAGGUUGAUGUCACUUCCAUCUGUGCCACGGAUUUGGAGAAUGAAAUACUUAUCACUACUGUGGAUGAAAUGGGUAUUGUUAGACUGUUUUAUUUUUCUAAAGAUGGUCUUUUCCUGAUCAGAGCUAUCAAUGAAGUGGAUGACUCCAGCAAGCAAACCACCUGUCUGAAGAUGGGGAUCUCUCAAGGAGGGGACUUUGCAGCCUUCCUCCUGCAAGGAGCUGGGGAAAUCUGGCUGGAUGUGUAUAAAUUGCCCAAGGAGUCUUGGCUCAAGGAGGUGGAGCACCCCCAAACGGGUACAAAUCCAAAGAAAAAAGUCGGACAGACGCACCCGAACACUCUUGAUCUCACGGUUUCAGAAAAUUUAGAAAUGGACGUAGACAUUUGUUUUAGAGGAGACGUUAAAUUGAGUCUUCCAGUUCACAUAAUGAAGAUCAAACCACCUAAACCAGUUACAGGAAGCACAUUCAAAAGCCCCUUGGAAGCUGUUGCAAAGCUAGAGGGCUGCUCUGGGCUGGGCUCGGGGCAGAAUCACUUCAUCAAGGACAGUCAGUGGGAACAGCAAAGGGCCAUCUUCAGCGCCUCCUAUGCGAAGUACCUGGACGGGGAGUGUGAGGAGCAGCCGCUCAGUACGGCCACGUUCCACUUCCUCCUUCCCAGCUGCAUGACUACAAUGCCAGCAGAAGCCCAGAGCCCCUCGGGGGCAGCCCGGGUCCUUGGCGUGCACUGGACUGGAAGCCACAGCUUCUUUCUCUAUCCACUUAACCGGGCUCUAAAGGACCCCGAGGGCGUGUGGCCCUGUGCUGCGCCCAUCACGGCCUCUCGGCUCAGCUACUCCUGCUCCCACCUGGUGCUGGCCUGCGAGGAUGGCGUGCUCACACUGUGGGACCUGGCUGACGGACUCCCGCUCGGGGUCAUCGCCCUUCCUGAGGGGUGUUUCUGCCAAAGCAUUCACUUCCUGAAACACUUCUUAGUCCACAAAGGACAGAACAUGUAUCCCGAAGGCCCAGUGACCUCCCGAAUGAAAUGUGUGGUGCUGUGCACAGACGCUUCUCUCCAUCUGGUGGAAGCCAAGCGUACCCACGGGCCCACCACCCGCGUGCUUGUUGAGAGGCCAGAAAAGCACUUGGAUGAAGCCCUCUGUGCUGUGGCCCCCAUCCCAGCCUUACCGGGCAUGGUGCUGACCUUCUCCAGGAAUGGCUCUGUGCGCCUCCUGGAUGUGGCCGUGCCUCAGACCGUCUGUGCCUUCGCCCCGCCCAGGCCCUACCGCCUGGCGGCCCCCUGGGAGCCAACGUUUGUUGUGUCUUUACACCACCCAUACUUCCUGCUCCGAGGAGACAGCCCAGAUGAAACUGCAACCACGGACCAAGCCAAGGACACCCCACAUUCUGUUUUCUAUUUUAAUUUUGAGGCCUACCCACUCCUGGAAAACAUCGCAAGAAACCACACCAUUCCUCGGACUGACUUAGUGGGUGACACGGCCUUUGCACGGGUGCUGCCCUUGGAGAAAAGAUGCGAGGAUUUCCUCCGGAUGAGAGCAUAGAUCACUUUUUCAAAUGAAAGGUAUUUGAAUGCAUUGAAUGCCAAACACAUCUCCACGUGGGAGCCUCAAAACAAACCCAAAGCUGCAGUCAUCAUCUUUCCCCCCUAAAGUGGCCUUCCUCCUGUUUCUCCUAAGCUUUUCAACAUCAUCUGGACACUUAGGACCCCAGGCAGCAGCCGGGGCUGCAGCGGGCACCCCUUCUCCAGAACGAAGGCUGCCUCCACCUGCUCACAGCACCCACUCUGCCUGCAGCAGGAGGGGUGAAUCCUGGGCUUCUCCAAUUCUCCCGUACUGAACAUGCAUAUUUGCUAUCUUAAAAAAAUGACCUCUUAAUUUUUAAAAGCCCCACACAAGCGCCUUAUCUUCUGGGAGCCCUCGGCAGGCGGGUGGACCUCUUGCUUUCUGCAUUCACCACCACUGCACUGAAAUGCGUCCGUUACAAAUGUUCUUUUACUCUUGUUGCCCUGACUAAACUGGGGAGGGGAUCUGCCGACACCUGCACCUGGGCCUGUCACUGUAGACGCUCAAGGAACGUUUGUUGAAUGGACUCGCCGGCAUUCUGAUGCAUCAGAGACAUUGAGCGCCUAGAACCCCCAGGCCUCCUGACAUGGCCCUCCUCCUGGUUAGAAUGCUCGACCUGUCACCCUCUCAUUCAUGACAGGUGUUGCGCGCCCGCUGCGCAGCGCGCCGAGGCCUGAGCAUUCAGCCAAGAGGCAGGUGCGCCGCCGGGAGAUGUGCGUGUAUCAGCACGGGGUGGUCGCGGUCUGCCCUGGGGACCUUGGGGAAGGGGCACCAAGGGGUUCCUCUCAUCUCCAGUGUGUGACCCGCAGGUUUCAGAAACUGGAGAACGAGGUGAAGGAGCAGGAGCCCUGGACCCGGCUCCAGAGGUGUGCCCUGCUUCUCCAAAGAGAGCACCCCGAGGAGUACCUGGCUGCUGCCAUGGGCUCUCGGGAAGGCUGGCGGCAGGCAGGC